AAACAUGUGCAAGGCCACCUCCCUGAUUUCCAAUCCCUUCUUAAAAUUCUCCUCUGCUAUGAUGUGUACGGAAAAGUCAACAAUGGAGGCAGCUUCUGUGCUGUUAUCCUUGUCAUGCUUAACAUUACUGUUCCAUUGUUACUUUGUAUUCUGCUUGUCUGUCAGUUGAACCCGCAUGUUGUUUCUUGCCUUAUUCUCAGGCCAUAUCUACGCUACACUUCUGUCGUCAAAACUUUCGUCACUUGGAUGUGAAAAAAACACACCCCUGAAUGACGGAAAGUGCCAGUGUGCACAACCCUUAAGUCGCUGGGAGAUGCUUUCCUGGCAACAAAAUCUACUGCCUCUCGGGGUGGUUUUAUUUUGUUGCUGGGAGUACACUACACACCUUACAGCGGCAUGGCUGCAGUGGCAUGGUCGUGCUGUUGUAAGGUGCACAAUGUAGGCAUAGCCUUACUUGGUAACAGGGCUUCAGAGCUGGGCUCCGGCUCCGCUCCAGCUCCAGGCGAAAACCUACUGCUCCAGAGCUUCUCCGCGUUCCAGCUCUGGGCUCUGCUCCAAAGCCCUGCUUGGUAAGGUAUUUGGAUUAGGGAUGCUUUUGGUUCUGUGUUUGUACAACACCUAAUGUAGUGGAGCCCUGAUCUAUGGUUGGAGCCCCAAAGAAUCGCCACAAUACAAACAAUAAUUUUGCUUGGAUAUUAAAAGAAGAAAAGGAAGUAAUAGACUUUACGUGGUUGGAGUAUGUUGGGGAAGGAAAUCUGGGAGUUUGGUCUGGUGUUGCGGCCAAAUACCCUCUGCCUGCUGUUGUCUGGAAUAGGAGACACUCUCUCUCCCUGCCACUUGCACUAGGGCCACUGGACCAGUGCAACUGAGGAUCACCCCCUUGACCCAGUCUCUUCCUCUCUGUGCACUGGCUUGUGGAGCUGGCACAGACUCCCUUUAAGUUUCCUUUUUAUAGAAAUGGAUUUUGAGGCAGUUGCAAAGUACUCAGCAUUACACCUGAAGCCAGCUGGACUUAGCCUUCAGUAUGGAACUGCUGGAUUUCGUACCAAGGCAGGACAUCUUGAUCAUGUCAUGUAUCGCAUGGGUUUGCUGGCAGUACUAAGGUCCAGGCAGACUAAAUCUACUAUUGGAGUCAUGGUUACAGCAUCUCACAAUCCUGAAGAAGACAAUGGUGUAAAAUUGGUUGAUCCUCUGGGUGAAAUGUUGACCUCUGCCUGGGAAGAAUAUGCUACACGCCUAGCUAAUGCAGAAGAGCAAGAAAUACAGAGCAUACUGACUGAGAUCUGCCAGAAAGAAGCAGUGAAACUGCACCAAUAUGCCUCAGUUUUUAUUGGUAGAGACACCAGACCUAGCAGUGAGAAACUUUCACAAUCAGUAAUAGAUGGUGUAUCUGCACUAGGUGGUCAAUAUCAUGAUUAUGGUCUGGUAACAACACCACAGCUGCAUUACAUGGUCUGCUGUCAAAAUACUCAAGAGCACUAUGGGAAGGCAACAGUGGAAGGUUACUACCAGAAACUAUCCAAAGCUUUUGGGGAGCUGACAAAACAAACUUCCAGCUCUGGAGAUGACCAGAUGUGUCUGAAGAUAGAUUGUGCAAACGGUAUAGGAGCCCUGAAACUAAAAGAAAUGGAACGUUACCUUCCAAAGAAACUGUUAAUUCACUUAUAUAAUGAUGGAACCAAAGAGAAACUCAAUCAUUUAUGUGGUGCAGACUUUGUGAAAGUUCAUCAGAAACCUCCUCUGGGACUAGAAAUCAGACCUAACGAAAGAUGCUGCUCGUUUGAUGGAGAUGCAGACAGAAUUGUUUAUUACUAUAACGAUACUGCUGGCCAUUUUCAUCUUGUGGAUGGAGAUAAAAUAGCAACUUUAAUUAGCACUUUCAUUAAAGAACUUCUUAUCAAGAUAGGACAUACUCUAAAGAUGGCAGUGGUACAAACAGCAUAUGCUAAUGGAAGCUCUACACGUUAUCUUGAGGAAACCAUGAAGGUGCCUGUUCAUUGUACCAAAACAGGAGUAAAGCAUUUGCAUCACAAGGCCCAGGAAUUUGACAUUGGAGUUUAUUUUGAGGCAAAUGGGCAUGGCACAGUAUUAUUUAGUAAAGCUGCUGAAGAGAAAAUAAGACACAUGGCAAAAGAAGAAAAGGAGAAUCAAAAAAGAGAAGCUGCAAAGAUGCUUGAAAAUACCAUUGAUCUGAUUAAUCAAACUGUGGGUGAUGCCAUCUCAGAUAUGCUGGUGAUUGAAGCAAUCUUGGCUCUAAAGGGUUUGACAGUGCAACAGUGGGAUGCCAUCUACACAGAUCUUCCCAACCGACAGCUGAAAGUUAAGGUUGCAGACAGACGAGUCAUUGACACGACAGAUGCUGAGAGACGUGCAGUUACACCCCCAGGACUACAAGAAAAAAUUGAUGAACUUGUAAAGAAGUACAGAGUAUCACGAGCUUUUGUCCGCCCAUCAGGAACAGAAGAUGUAGUGCGAGUAUAUUCUGAAGCAGACACACAGGAGAAUGCAGAUUCCCUGGCACAUGAAGUAAGCCUGGCUGUUUACCAUCUAGCUGGUGGAAUAGGAGAACCACCUCAGCCUGUAUGUUGAAGGACACAGCUGUGGUCAUGCUACCUAAACCUUACUUCUUUUUAUUUUUUUUCCUUAGCAUGAACC
Molecule: messenger RNA, 2655 nt
Organism: Gopherus flavomarginatus (Mexican gopher tortoise)
Lineage: Eukaryota; Metazoa; Chordata; Testudines; Testudinidae
Gene: PGM3
Product: phosphoglucomutase 3
Exons: 13
Coding region: 958-2589 (543 amino acids)
Biological process (GO): carbohydrate metabolic process; UDP-N-acetylglucosamine biosynthetic process; hemopoiesis
Molecular function (GO): phosphoacetylglucosamine mutase activity; magnesium ion binding
Source: RefSeq, a predicted model, not a curated record